This is a messenger RNA of Metschnikowia bicuspidata var. bicuspidata NRRL YB-4993, 1686 nucleotides long. RefSeq lists its product as uncharacterized. The record is from RefSeq and is a predicted model, not a curated record. Lineage: Eukaryota; Fungi; Ascomycota; Pichiomycetes; Serinales; Metschnikowiaceae. The transcript has a single exon. Gene Ontology annotation, biological process: amino acid transmembrane transport. Gene Ontology annotation, cellular component: membrane. Gene Ontology annotation, molecular function: amino acid transmembrane transporter activity. The coding region runs from base 1 to 1686 and encodes 561 amino acids.
AUGGGCACCUCCAAAUUUGAAGAUGGCCUUAGAAGCGUGACCAGUGCCCUCGACCCAAUCAUCUCGGAAAUCAAACCCUACGCUUCUGAUGAGCCGCAGCCUAAAGUCGGCUUCUGGGAGUCGUUCCAAAGAAAGGAGGAACAGGAAGUCAGAAGAAAAGACUUGAAAAUGGCCCACUUAAGUGUCAUCGCCCUUAGUAGUGGUAUGGGAACCGGUCUUUUGGUGGGUUCAGCAUCCAAGUUGAGAAGUGGUGGGCCAUUAUCACUUUUAAUCGCAUAUGCUCUUGUGGGUUUGAUGUGUAUUUGCACCAUGAAUGCGGUUGGUGAGCUCACCGUGGCCUACCCGGACUUAGAGGGUGGUUUCAAUGAGUGGUAUAGAAAAUUUUUGGACGAGUCCAUGGCAUUUGCCUUGGGCUGGAACUACUUACUUCAGUGGAUGACUACGAUCUCCUUGGAGUUGGUGACAUCUGCAUUGACAAUCAAGUAUUGGAACACCACCAUCAACUCUGAUGUUUUCGUUGCGAUUUUCUUCGUGGUCAUCUGUCUGAUCAACUUCUUCGGUGUCAGAGGAUACGCCGAAGCCGAGUUUAUCAUGAACUCCAUCAAAUUGAUCACGUUGACUGGUUUUGUCAUCAUGGGUCUCUGUAUUGACUUGGGCGCCAGUCCCUCGGGCUUUAUUGGUGGAGAGUACUGGAGAGAUCCUGGUGCUUUUACCAGCUUCAAGGGCUUGGUGACUGUCUUUGCCACUGCUUCUUUCUCUAUGGGUGGUACUGAGUUCUUGGCCUUGUCCGUCAGUGAAGUCCGCAACCCCAGAACUGCCUUGCCUGUGGCCAUCAGACUUGUGUUCGUUCGUAUCAUCUUCUUCUACUUGGGAACCUUGCUUUUCGUUGGUCUCUUGGUUCCUCGCGACUCUGACAGACUUAUGGGUUCUGGUGGCUCCUCCACCAGUGCAUCGCCAUAUGUUUUGGCUGCUGAUUUGCAUGGCGUGAAGGUCAUUCCUCACAUCAUGAACGCUGUCAUCUUGAACUCCGUGACUUCCGUUGCCACUGCUGCCAUGUAUUCUUCCUCCAGAUUGUUGAGGUCAUUGGCUGUGCAGGGCUACGCUCCUAAAUGGUUUGACUACACGGACAAGGCCGGCCGUCCUCUCAGGGCCUGGUUAAUCACCAUUUUGGCUGGAGCUUUUGCAUUCAUUGCCACGUAUGAGAAGCAAGAUGUAGUGUUCAACUGGUUAUUGUCCAUUGUUGCUUUGUCCAUCGUCAUCAUUUGGCCAAGUCUUUGUUUGUGUCACUUGAGAUGGAGAGCCGCGUUGAAGCACAACAAUGUCCCAUUGGAGUCGUUGGGUUUCGUGUCCUACACUGGUGAAAUAGGUUCCUACUACUCCAUUGUCAUCAACAUCUUGAUCUUGAUCGGUCAGUUUUGGGUUGCUCUUUUCCCCGAUGGCGAUGCCGACGUCAACUACUUCUUCCAAAACUAUCUUACUGUGCCUUUCACUCUUUUGUGUUACAUCGGCCACAAGACUUGGACUAGAAGCUGGCGCCAUUUUUACAUUAAAACCGCCGAUAUCGACAUUACAACUGGGAGAACAAUUGUGGACUCUGAGGUGUUGGAGUUGGACAUUGAAGAGAAACAGCAGAAGUUGGCUGCCGUGCUGUGGUGGAAGAAACCGUUCAUCUGGUUUUUUAACUAG